Maniola jurtina (meadow brown) is the source of this 2036-nucleotide messenger RNA. RefSeq names its product MIT domain-containing protein 1-like. The record is from RefSeq and is a predicted model, not a curated record. The transcript has 5 exons. NCBI's taxonomy places the organism in Eukaryota, Metazoa, Arthropoda, Insecta, Lepidoptera, Nymphalidae. The coding region runs from base 317 to 952 and encodes 211 amino acids.
UUAGACCAAGGAAAAAAAAUUGUCUUUGAUUAGCAGAAUACCCGGAUGUUUUACCUUACAACUUUUGUCUAUGAUCAAUGUACAAAUUACGUUUUUUGUAUUAAACCAGCGGAUGCAGCGGAUGUAAUGUAAUAUUUCCAAGAAGUUUUGACAACGGUUUACAUGGUACCAUGUUUGUUAUUAUUAAUUAUUUUGCAUAACAAGAUAAGUUAGCCACAAGUUAGCUCUCCUUGUACUGUAUGAUGUGUCUACACGAUUGACUAUCUAGCCCUCGAUUGAGUUUGUACUAAAGUCAAGAAUUUUGUAAUUUUCAAUCAUGGACAUCAAAAGUGUUGCAAUAGAUAUCAUGAAAAGAGCUGUGGAUUUGGAUACCGAGCAACGUUACACGGAAGCUCUUGUUUCCUAUCAGGAAGGAUUGCAAAUGCUAACUGAAAAGAUAAAAGGUGAAAACGAUGAAGACAACAAGAUCUACUUAAGGAAUAAAAUAGAAGAACACUGGAACAGGGUGGCUGCUAUAAAGGAGCUGAUACAAGAGCGGAAACAGAUGGGAAAUUACCGUGAACAGGUGCACAUAAAGAAGGAUUCAACUGGUCACGGAUACAGGAACCUGUUUGGAAGGUUUCUUGAUAAAGACGUGGAGUAUGUGCUUAUUGAGGACCCUUAUAUUAGGACUUUCCAUCAGUGUCAAAACUUUCUAUUGCUGUGUGAAUUAUUAAUGAAAUCCUGUGACAAUCUGAGGCGCAUACGGCUAAAAACAAGCAAAGAUGCUGAAUCCGGAGCCAACCAGAAAGAUUGGUUUUAUAACCUCGAGACUGACUUGCAGAAGUAUGGCAUACAACUCACUGUUAUAUACUCACCAGCCAAUCGUCUUUCAAGGCAUAUUAUCUUAAGUUCGGGCUGGAUUAUCGAAAUAAGCAGAGGCUUAAGGCGCCGAAUAAUAAGUUCUGUCUAGGCGUAUACGACUUAGACUUGCGGCAGUGUCAAGAGACUAAGAUUAUCAUAGUGCACUCUAAGGAAAAUUCAUUAUAGCAUGCUGCACAAAGACAGUCACGGCCAGCGACGACUAGCAAAGUUCUCAGGAUUCCCGAACUGCUGGAGCGACAUGCUGACCGACGCGUUGCUAGACAAGAUAACCAGUCGGAACCACUAGUGCCUAGACGCGGCGAUCAGUCGGAACCACUAGUGCCUAGACGCGGCGACCGGUCGGAACCACUAAUGCCUAGACGCGGCGGCCAGUCGGAACCACUAGUGCCUACACGCGGCGGCCAGUCGGAACCACUAGUGCCUAGACGCUGCGGCCAGUCGGAACCAUUAGUGCCUACACGCGGCGGCCAGUCGGAACCACUAGUGCCUAGACGCGGCGGCCAGUCGGAACCACUAGAGCCUACACGCGGUGGCCAGUCGGAACCACUAGUGCCUACACGCGGCGGCCAGUGGGAACCACACGUGUCUAGACGCGGCGACCAGUCGGAACCACAAGUGUCUAGACGCGACGGCCUAUUCGUUACCACUAAUAGCAUAUUCAAGUAGGAAUCUCAUUUUAUGCUAAUCAUUAAUUCCUCGUAUGAAACUUAUUAAUAGUUUUUGGUCCAAGCCUUUUAUAAGUAGGUAGGUACUUAUUUGUUUCUUUGUGUUAAAUCAAUUUUAGGAGCUCUUUUUUUUAAUUUUAUAUCAAAAAGUUAUUUUGUAACAUGUUACCUAAACUAGAGAUUAUGUUACCAUAACAUGUUAUCAAACUUUUGUGGGUAGUAUUUUUAUGCUAUCCAGAUUUUAUAUCAUUGUUUUACAAGAAUAUUUUAGAAAAAUAGGUUUUAUAACACGUUGUUUUGUUAUCUAGUUUGGACACAUAGUACACGUACUUUUGUAAAAUCUUAAAAAUUAUGAUCGAUAAAAUAGGGAUGACUACCUACUAGUCAAAUCAGUGACUUUUUAUCAAACAUCAAAACGCUCGCUUAAUGGGAGCUUAAUGAAAUUCAAAGAUGUGACAAACAUUUGACAUAUUUUGACGCACUUUUUUAAUGGUUAGCAAACUUAAA